This is a messenger RNA of Penicillium daleae, 891 nucleotides long. Its product is annotated as isocitrate lyase/PEP mutase family protein. Lineage: Eukaryota; Fungi; Ascomycota; Eurotiomycetes; Eurotiales; Aspergillaceae. The record is from RefSeq and is a predicted model, not a curated record. Gene Ontology annotation, molecular function: catalytic activity. The coding region runs from base 1 to 891 and encodes 296 amino acids. The transcript is spliced from 3 exons.
AUGGCAGCUUCAAGGCUACGACAGAUUUUAGCGGACCAAGGCACCAUGGUUGUAUGUCCUGGGGUUUAUGAUGGCCUUACUGCACGAAUAGCUCUGGCUUCUGGAUAUGAAGCUCUGUAUAUGACAGGGGCAGGAACAACCGCAUCCCGACUUGGGCAACCUGACCUCGGCGUAGUCACGUUGCCUGAAAUGCGUGAGACUGCUUCGAUGAUAGCUGGUCUUGAUAAAUCCAUUCCUCUCAUUGCAGAUGCAGACACGGGAUUCGGCGGGUCGCUGAUGGUCCAUCGUACUGUCAUCGAGUAUAUUCGUGCGGGAGUUGCAGCUCUACACCUCGAGGACCAGGCGACCUCCAAGCGCUGUGGGCACCUUCUACAUAAGCAACUUGUCACCAAGGACGAAUUCUUAUCGCGCAUCAAGGCAGCAGUAAAUGCUCGUCAAUCGUCGGGUAGUGACAUCGUUCUCAUCGCUCGGACCGACUCGCUUGCUACCCUUGGAUACGACCAGGCAGUCUCUCGCCUAAAGGCAGCGAUUAAUUUAGGUGCAGAUGUUGCAUUUCUCGAAGGUAUAAGCUCUAAGGAGCAGGCAAGACGGGCAUGCGAAGAUCUCAGUCCCACUCCGGUUCUAUUCAAUGCAGUAACAGGGGGUGUCUCACCCGAACUGUCAGUUGAAGAAGCAAAGGCCCUAGGUUUCCGGCUGAUGAUAUUCCCCGGAUUUGCACUUGAGCCUGUACACAAGGCAGUGAGCGAAGCAGCAAGGCACCUAAAAGAGAACGGAAGGUUGGUCAUGUCUGGGGCAGGCGGGCCAAAGGAUUUCUUCAAUAUUGUGGGCCUGAAAGACGCCUUGGCCAUAGAUGCGGCAUCCGGGGAAAAUUUAUUUCAACAAGGCGUUUGA